UGUUUCCUUAUUUUUGACAUUCAUUCACUUGAAUUCUCUUUCUCUUGUAUGUGCUAUUCACAGUGAUUCAAGCUGUGAAACUAUUCACAAAUGAUUCAAGCUGUGACGUAUGGCAGCUUGAAUGUGUCACACAGGUGGAUUAGUAAUUCUUUUCUGGUUUUUUAUUUUUGCCUCCACAGAAUAACUGAUUACUUUGUAAGGUUAAGAGUAAGAAUAUAUGAGAAAAAAUACAUUGGUUUUUAUUCUGCUAACAGUAGACCCAGGAUUUCAAUGCCUUCACUUGCAAGGAAAAGGCUCCCCCAGAGCCUCUUAGAGGCUCCCAACUGUGUGAGCAAAGUUAAGGAUAAGAGUGGGGUCAUAUGAGAAGACCUUAGAAUUUAUGUUAUAGAUGAAAGUGUUUGAAAUCUUAAGAUAUUAAGAGGUACAGCGAUCACACCACAGAUGUGAUAGGAGACCUAAUAUUCUCAUUCUGAACCAAAGGUGUCUUCUCCUGUCACUGCCUAUGACAACUGGCAUUGAACCCCAUCCUCAUUUUAGAGGACAAUAUUCAUCUUAUCAGGCCAUUGUGAGAGAUCUCAGCUCAGCAUAAUGGGCAACUUCCCAUUAUACUGGGCCACUGGGUUUUUCUGGGACUUAACUACCCUGAGUUUUCUCACUAGAAAGUUAGUGAUCACACAAGGAAAAGGCAACAAGAACCUAGUGGUCUGGGGUUUACUCCUCUUCUCCAGUCUACACAACCCCCUCUCUCUGCAUCCUUGCAUACAUUUGUAUAGGUCUUGGAACCUUUUGCCCCCACACAAAUGCCUACUGUUUGUCCAAGCUCUUGCCAUAAGGCUAUAGUUCUUUCUCUUACUUGAGAAGGAAGGUGCUUUGUAAUGAAGUAAAUACUGAUUCCUAGGAGUUGAAGAGUCCAAGGUCUCUCAGGAGCAACUCAGAGGCUUCAUUCCUGAGAGCUGGAACUGGCAUGCCUGAUAGGGUGAAUCCUUGAUCUUUAAUAGAGCGUACCCUGGCCAGGGAGAAGUAAGCUCACUCUGGUUCUUGUGUUUUGGAGUGCUGUUAUUUACGUAAAAGCAGAGUCUGUCCUUCCCUUGCCGGUCAAAAGGAUUUCAAAGCUGCUGUACCAAGAACUGUUUUCAGAUUACUGGUUUCAGAAACUGUUGACCCUUGUCCUCCCUUUCAAUAGUGAAAUCCCAAAAUGGUCCUAGGAGAGACAAGUAAAUUCUGACAGCUGCUUAGAGGUCAUCUUAGAACUAAAUUCCAAAGAAAUACUUUUAGGCUGAUAAAGAGUCUAGAAAAAGGAGGAGGGAGAGAAAAAGAAAAAAUUAGAUUAGUGUACAGAAUGGUAGCUAUUUGCAGCUCACCCAGGUGUGCUCUGAAGGUCAAAACCCUACAUCAGCAAUUCGUAGCAAACUCUUGAGCUCCUCUACCUCUUAGAAAGCACAAUUGAAUCAGAUAUCAUGUGAAAGACAUACACACUUCAUAUAAUGCUACCUGCAAGUCUCCCUAGAAAAGCAGUUUUUGUAGGUGAAAACAAUGAAGCCAGGUAAUAUUCCAAGGAGGCUGUAAUUUUAGCAGACCUACCAACAGCACUGAUGUAGGAAGCUCAUUAUUUUAAUUUCUGGAGCCUUUUAAUUUUUUCUUUAGAAAGUGUAUAAAUAGUUGCAGUGCUGCUUUGCUUCCAAAACUGGGCGGUGAGUUCAACAGCGACAACAGCAGCAGCAGCUCUUAUCCUGGCCGUCAUGGAGUUUCUUGAAAGAACUUACCUGGUGAAUGAUAAAGCUGCCAAGAUGUAUGCUUUCACACUAGAAAGUGUGGAACUCCAACAGAAACCGGUGAAUAAAGAUCAAUGUCCCAGAGAGAGACCAGAGGAGUUGGAGUCAGGAGGCAUGUACCACUGCCACAGUGGCUCCCAGCCCACAGAGAACAGGGCGAAUGAGCACGCCUAUGCCAAGUGGAAGCUCUGUGCUGCUUCAGCAAUAUGCUUCAUUUUCAUGAUUGCAGAGGUCGUGGGUGGGCACUUCGCUGGGAGUCUUGCUGUCGUCACAGAUGCUGCCCACCUCUUAAUUGACCUGACCAGUUUCCUGCUCAGUUUCUUCUCCCUGUGGUUGUCAUCGAAGCCUCCCUCUAAGCGGCUGACGUUUGGAUGGCACCGAGCAGAGAUCCUUGGUGCCCUGCUCUCCAUCCUGUGCAUCUGGGUGGUGACUGGCGUGCUGGUGUACCUGGCGUGUGAGCGCCUGCUGUAUCCCGAUUACCAGAUCCAGGCGACUGUGAUGAUCAUCGUUUCCAGCUGCGCAGUGGCAGCCAACAUUAUACUAACUGUGGUUUUGCACCAGAGACGCCUUGGCCACAAUCACAAGGAAGUGCAAGCCAAUGCCAGCGUCAGAGCUGCUUUUGUGCAUGCCCUUGGAGAUCUAUUUCAGAGUAUCAGUGUGCUAAUUAGUGCACUUAUUAUCUACUUUAAGCCAGAGUAUAAACUAGCUGACCCAAUCUGCACAUUCAUCUUUUCCAUCCUGGUUUUGGCCAGCACCAUCACUAUCUUAAAGGACUUCUCCAUCUUACUCAUGGAAGGUGUGCCAAAGAGCCUGAAUUACAAUGGUGUGAAAGAGCUUAUUUUAGCAGUCGACGGGGUGGUGUCUGUGCACAGCCUGCACAUCUGGUCUCUAACAAUGAAUCAAGUAAUUCUCUCAGCUCAUGUUGCUACAGCAGCCAGCCGGGACAGCCAAGUGGUUCGGAGAGAAAUUGCUAGAGCCCUCAGCAAAAGCUUUACGGUGUACUCACUCACCAUUCAGAUGGAAUCUCCAGUCGACCAGGAUCCAGACUGCCUUUUGUGUGAAGAACCCCGUGACUAGCUCAGUCACAUGUCAGCUUCCCAAAUUUGACAGGCGGCCUUCAAACAUGCUGCUAUGCAGUUUCUGCAUCAUAGAAAAUAAGGAACCAAAGGAAGCAAUUCAUGUCAUGGUGCAAUGCACAUUUUAUCUAUUUAGUUGGCUCCAUUCACCAUGAAGGAAGAGGCACUGAGAUCCAUCAAUCAGUUGGAUUAUAUACUGAUCAGUAGCUGUGUUCAAUUACAGGAAUGUGUAUAUAGAUUAUUCCUGAGUGGAGCCGAAAUAACAGCUGUUUGUAACUAUCGGCAGUACAAAAUUCAUCUCCCUUCCAAUAAUGCAUCUUGAGGACACAUAGGUAAAUUUGAACUCAGGAAAGUCUUACUAGAAAUCAGUGGAAGGGAAAAAUAGUCACAAAAUUUUCCCAAAACAUGAGAAACAAAAAAUAAGGAGAGCCAAGUCAGGAAUAAAAUGAUUCUGUAUGCUAACACCCCAUUAGAACUUCGUUCUCUCACUAAGCUGUAAUGUGAUUUUUUUUUUCUACUCUGAAUUGGAAAUAUAUAUGAAUAUACAGAGAGGCACUUACAACUAAUUUUUAUUUACUUGUCACAUUUUGGCAAUAAAUCCCUCUUAUUUCUAAAUUCUAA
Molecule: messenger RNA, 3469 nt
Organism: Cercocebus atys (sooty mangabey)
Lineage: Eukaryota; Metazoa; Chordata; Mammalia; Primates; Cercopithecidae
Gene: SLC30A8
Product: solute carrier family 30 (zinc transporter), member 8
Exons: 8
Coding region: 1740-2849 (369 amino acids)
Biological process (GO): response to zinc ion; response to glucose; insulin secretion
Cellular component (GO): plasma membrane
Molecular function (GO): zinc ion transmembrane transporter activity
Source: RefSeq, a predicted model, not a curated record